AUGAGCGAUUUGCCAGUAGAGCCUAUAGCUAUUGGCUUCAAAUGGCGCUCUUCCAAAUGGUUCAUUCUCUCGACUGUGACUAUCGCUUUGUUCGGUGAGACCUUUCUCUAUGGAUUUAUCAUCCCUAUUUUGGGCUACAUGGUGCAGUCUCGCCUAAAAAUCGAUCCUGACCAGGCUCAAAGGCUAACCUCUGCCGUCCUCGCCCUCCAUGGCGCUGUAUCUGUCGUCGCGGGUCCUAUCAUUGGGCAUUUCGCUGAUAGGACACCCAACCGCAAGAUACCGCUGUUGCUUUCAGUCCUCUCGUGUAUUAUAGGCACCAUUAUGAUCGCCGGCACCCAUUCGGUCACCAUCCUCCUCCUUGGACGCGUUUUGCAGGGUGUUGCAACCUCCGCAGUGUGGAUUGUUAGCUUGGCAACUAUUGCGGAUAUGGUGGGUCAGCAGAACCUCGGUGCAAUAAUGGGGUUGACUAUGUCCUUUGUUAACUUGGGAACCAUCGGUGGGCCUGCGGCUUCCGGGCUGCUAUUAGAGGCAGUGGGGUACUGGGUGACAUGGUUGAUACCACUGUUGAUUUUGGCCGUUGACCUUGUCGCACGCCUAGUGAUGAUCGAAUGUCCGAAAAAAGAUUCCUCCACGCCCACAGCAGAGGCAGGAGAGGCAGGGGAGACUGCGAGCCUACUUUCUGCUACAUAUCCACCUGUCGCGCGUAACUUUUGGCGCAUAAUGCUCUCUGAUGCUCGUGUGCUGACAGUCCUGCUUGUUGUGAUAUCGGGUGCAACCGUGGGCACGAGCUUUGCCGCGACUCUUCCUAUACACGUGCAGGAGACAUUUGGAUGGGGCCCACGCAGAACGGGACUUGCUUUCUCCUGCCUCGUUAUUCCGGCUAUCAUUAUUGCCCCUUUGGCCGGCUGGGUUCGCGAUCGCGUCGGAUCUCGACCCCCUGCAGUAAUUUCUUUGGUUCUUCAGGCGGGAUUCUUAGGAUUGUUGGGUGUUGCUGGGAGUGACCGUAUCACUUGGGCCCGCGCUAACCACCAGGGUGGGACAGUCUAUGUAGCCUGUAUUUUGGCCUUAAGUGCAUUGCGCCCUUUUAUGUCUUGCAUAGGGCCUGUCGAAUUAAGUGCUGCCGUCAAAGCACAUCAAGAAAAGUCUCCAGGAAUUUUUGGAUCUGAAGGAGGUCUCUCCCGUGUUUUUUCUAUGAUGGAAGUUGCCGCUUCCCUCGGGAUGACCAUUGGCCCGAUUGUCAGUGGCCUUUUAAAGGAAAAUCUCGGUUACGCCUGCAUGAGUUGGACAUUGAGUAAGUCGUAUCCGGUUUUCAUGUGA
Messenger RNA from Penicillium odoratum, 1317 nucleotides. RefSeq lists its product as uncharacterized. The transcript is spliced from 3 exons. Gene Ontology annotation, biological process: transmembrane transport. Gene Ontology annotation, molecular function: transmembrane transporter activity. The record is from RefSeq and is a predicted model, not a curated record. The coding region runs from base 1 to 1317 and encodes 438 amino acids. NCBI's taxonomy places the organism in Eukaryota, Fungi, Ascomycota, Eurotiomycetes, Eurotiales, Aspergillaceae.